Molecule: messenger RNA, 2698 nt
Organism: Doryrhamphus excisus (bluestripe pipefish)
Lineage: Eukaryota; Metazoa; Chordata; Actinopteri; Syngnathiformes; Syngnathidae
Gene: tacc3
Product: transforming, acidic coiled-coil containing protein 3
Biological process (GO): mitotic spindle organization; cerebral cortex development; nuclear migration
Cellular component (GO): cytoplasm
Source: RefSeq, a predicted model, not a curated record
UGUUUCUCACAAUCUUAUUGGUCCGUUUAUGGUAUUUAACACCCAAACGGUCUUCUCCCAACAGGAAGGCGAUUUUUCAAACAGAAAGUCAGUCUUAUUUGCCCACACUAGAGUUAUAUGUAACGACAGGAAGAUUCCAUUCUGCGAGUCUUUUUAUUGAAUUCGAGGAUGAACUCUGUUGAAGUGAACGAUGAGAAUUUUGGCGUCAACACUGGAGGAGGAAAGCACAGCAGCACAAGUGACAUUUUCACCCUGGACCAGCCGACCGGGAGGCCGUCCAUCCUGCGUCAGACGGAGAACCUCCCCAGCAAGACGUUGCCAAAGGGCAUCAAGGUUUGUUUCCAGACUCCAAGAAGAGACCCAGUAACUAAAAGAUUAUUAUCACCUACCAAGACUGUUAUUGCAUGUCUGGACGAGUGCACGAAAGCAAUGGAGUCCUUAAAUUUGGACCUGACCACCACUUUGCCACAAGAGACACCUGAACAACCCGAUGGUCCCAAACAAGGCGAAUUGUCUUCCUACCCAGAUGAUGACAUGCCAAUACAAAGCAAAGGUGGUUACCACUUGGAUUUUGACAACCUGGACAACAUGGACCCUUUCCAGACAUCUAACAAGAUGGUCCUGUCCCCUCCAAGUGAGAACCCUUCCCCCAAACAAGUAGACGAUAUCCGCGAGGAGCCCACCAAGUCGGAUUCCGCAUUGGAGGAGACGCUACCCAUCACCCCCUCGCUGGAGAACUCCUUGGUUUCUACCGGCGUCUGCUCUACUGACAGCAGCGUGGUCAUCGUGACGCUUCCAGCCGCGGAGCAAGAAUCACGCAGCGCCACACCUGAUGUCCCCGCUGAGUCUUCCCCAGGUGGCGUUCUCCACGAGCCUCCGGAGAAUUUUGUUGACGAUGCACCUCCGCCUCCAAAAGGAUCCUACAGCUUUGAUCCCGACGACAUCGAUUCAAUGGAUCCUUUCAAAACGGGAGGCUCCAAAAUCCAGAACUCGCCUCUCCUAGGAAGGAAGGCGCCGGACUGUCAAGAGGUGAAGCGGAUGGAGCCCGUAGAUGUGGAGGUGCCUAUUCAAGCUGGCGUGAAGCCCAUCGCCACCGUGGCCCCGAUUUCGUCUGACACCCAAGCGGCCGAAUCCAAGCCCCCGCCAGUCGCCGCACCCGCCAACAAAGGUCCCAUCAAGUUGGACUUCAACUUUGAUGAUGGCGGCGAGCUUAAACAGAAGCCACCUAAGAAGUUUGGCAAGAGGUCGUCUGGCUUCAAACCCAAAGAGACCGAAUUGGAUGUGAAGGCACAAGGAGACAUCGCGCAGAAGUCAGAAGUGGGCGCCCCCGAAGACGUGUACUCUCUAGACUGGGAAAAGCUCCAGGACCCUUUUGCAACAAAGUCCCGCAUCAACGACUCUCCUCAGACCGGUUCUCUACCUGCUGAAGAGGACCAGACACCUGCUUGUGCUAAUGAGAGCAUUUCCAUUCCUGACGUCAACGUCAAAGCAGUACCAGACCCAAUCCAGGAAUCUGAGGAGGCUCUAGCCUCCACAGUAGAACUCCUCCCUGCAAAGCAACAACCAGAAGGCAGCCUGUCUGAGUUCAAUGAAGAGUUUGUUCCUGGGACUGAGUUCAUGUCUAACAACUUCGAAGGCCAAAUCGACUACCUUGAACAGUUCGGCUCCUGCAGCUUCAAGGAGUCUGCACUACGCAAACAGUCUUUGUACCUUAAAUUUGACCCCCUGCUGAGAGAGAGCCCAAAGAAUUGCGGCGGAGGCCCAGUCGUGCCGGUCCAAUCUCUUCAACCUGCAGCACUUGUUUCACGGUUUGAAAUUCCUCCAGUGGCUGAAAAGGAAAGUGGAAGCUCACCUCAGGAGAACCCUAAACUGACCGAUGACACAACAGCCCCAACGCCCCAAAUACUGGAGAGCCUUGUCCCUCCUUUCGUGCAGCCUGCAAGCGGUGAAGGCACAAUCAUCGAAGUGCUGAAGUACAGUCAGAAAGACAUGGACGCAGCCAUCGCCAAGGUCCAGGCUGAGGCAAAGGCAAAAGAGGAACAAAUGUGUGCUAAGUAUAACGCCUUGCACGAGGAAGGUCAGGAAAUGAGGAAAGUCGUUGCAGAAUUUGAGCUCACCAUCACAAAAAUGUUGGCCGACCAAGAGAAGGAGCGUGAGCUAUCCCAGGCCAAGCUCAACGAGGCCCUGCUGGAGAAGGAGCAGGCCUCCAGCGACCUCAACGGGGUGGAGAGGUCCUUGUCGGAUCUGGUUAGACGCCUGGAGAAAUACAAGGAGGCCAUUGACGGCUAUAAAAAGAAUGAGGAGACGCUGAAAGCUUGUGCUCAGGAUUAUCUGGUACGAAUCAAAAAGGAGGAGCAGCGCUACCACACCCUUAAAGCCCACGCCGAGGAGAAAAUUGGCCACGCCAAUGAGGAAAUAGCCAAGGUACGCGCCAAACACAAGACGGAAGUGUCGACGCUGCAAGUCCAGCUGCGGCGGGAGCAGCUGAAGGUUCAGUCGCUGGAGAAGAACCUGGACCAGAAGACGAAGGAGGCUGAAGAGCUCACCAAACUCUGCGAUGAACUCAUCAGCAACGUCCAGAAGGGUUGAUGGUCUUGACUUAUUGUACAGAUUUUUCAUUGUUGUCUUUUUCACCCUGUCAUGUUUGUCUCACUUUGACUUUUAAUGUUCUUACAGUUGUGUCAAAUUAAAAAUAUAG